ACCAACAAUCAGUAACAUCCUCAGUCAAAUGAUCACAAUUUAAACUGUUGGAUUAUCACUUUCAUUGUAACAGUGAAUCAAGUAAAUUGUUGAAAUUGAUUUUGAAAUCAUCUCUCAUUGAUUCUACUUAAUUGUUUCUAAUUAACAUUCAAUCUCUUUAUAAUUAAUUGUUUACUUCUUCUUCUUCUUCUUUCUUUCCAAUCAAUUGUGAUAUCAAUUAUAAUCAGUUCGCCUCUUGCCUUACUUUAAUUGUGAACUAAAUUGUUUCAGUGUUAGAAACACUUUAUGACAUCGAUCAUCGUUUAAAUUUGGUCUAAUUGUUAUGGAUAAUCAUUGAUAAUCUUUUAAAGUUUGUUAAUUAGUUUUAAUUAUUACUUAUUACGAUUGAUUAAAUCAGCCGUGUUUACACCAAUAGUUUUUAUCAUCGACCGAAUUGGAAAUUUCAACAAUUAACUUGUCGUGUUAACGAUCAUUUUGAUAAUAAUCACAAUUUAAAAAGCGACAAAUCAACAGUUAAUCAGCUCGAUUUAUUAUCAAUGAUUCUGGUUAAGAAAUUUUUCAAGGCACUAGUGAGACGGAAACCGAUUGAAGAAAACGCUGAAACAAAAUCGAGACUCGUUCGAUGCCUUAACACUUUUGACCUAACAGCUUUAGGUGUUGGUGCUACUCUUGGACUUGGUGUUUACGUACUCGCAGGUCAUGUUGCCUUCAAACAAGCUGGACCAGCGGUAAUCAUAUCAUUCAUUAUCGCCGCGAUUGCAUCAGUAUUUGCGGGUCUUUGUUAUGCUGAAUUUGGAGCAAGAGUCCCGAAAGCGGGUUCAGCCUACAUUUAUAGUUAUACUACAGUCGGUGAAUUUAUGGCUUUCGUCAUUGGAUGGAAUCUAAUUUUAGAAUAUGCAAUCGGAACUGCAUCGGUUGCUAGAGGUUAUUCUGGUUAUGUCGAUGCUUUGAUCGACAAUAGAAUAGCCGAUUUUUUCAAUGAAACUUUACCUCUUCCAAUUCCGGGAACUUCUGGUUACUUUGAUGGUUUUGCAUUCGGAUUGACGAUGUUUCUUGCAGUACUCCUCUCUUUCGGUGUGAAAGAAUCAACUGGAUUCACUGCGAUAUUUACCGUUGUCAAUCUUUAUGCCGUUUUCUUUGUAAUCAUUGCUGGUGCUUUCCGUGCCAAUAUCAACAAUUGGUUCAUCCCAAAGCAUAAAGUUCCUCCUGGUUUUGGUAAAGGAGGUUUCGCCCCAUGGGGGUUUCAAGGUGUGAUGAAAGGAGCUGCUACAUGUUUCUAUGGGUUUGUUGGUUUUGACGCUAUUGCAUCGACCGGAGAAGAGGCCAAAAAUCCUCAAAGAUCAAUUCCACUCAGCAUAUCGAUUUCUUUGUUUUUAAUUCUAUUGACAUAUCUUGGUGUCGCAAGUGUAUCUACUUUAAUGGCUCCUUAUUGGCUUCAAGGUUCGAAUGCUCCACUUACCGAUAUCUUUCAAUUAGGUGGAGGUUGGUCUGGUUCUACUUAUAUCAUUACUUUUGGAGCGAUAACAAGUCUUUCCACUGCUCUUCUUGGUUCACUUUUCCCUCUUCCUCGAGUCCUUUUUGCCAUGUCUUCGGAUGGACUGAUACCAUCGAUCUUUAAAUCAACGGUAGGAGCUAAAAAGUCACCAAUUUUCUCAACGAUGUUCGCAGGGACGUUUGCAGGUACAAUGGCGGCUCUUUUCACAACCGAUGAAUUAACUGACAUGAUGUCAAUUGGAACACUUUUGGCUUAUACAUUGGUCGCUUUAUCUGUACUUAUAUUGCGAUACCGUGAAGAUCCAAAUUACUCUGUUACAAAGGAAGAAUUGACUGACGAGUAUCAAAAUAGUACUGAUGAGGAUGAAUUAAUCGACUCAAAGCCAAGUUUUAUUUCAAUUUUGUUCAAUCUUGAUGGUUAUAAAGUUCCAAAUAAACAAACAACAGAGAUCAGCACUAUGAUAAUAUUUGCAUUGAGUCUUCUUUGUCUAUUUCUUGAUGGUUGUUUAACUUUCUUCUUUGAGGGCUUACGGGCUGGUGAUCUAUCUUCAAUCAUCGUUGUUGGAGUUACUUUUUCUCUGAUCAUUUGUUUACUGUUUAUACUCAACCGACAACCGCAAUCACAAACUAAACUUGCGUUUAAGGUCCCUUUUUUGCCUGCACUUCCCAUUGUAUCUGCUUUGUUCAACUUCUAUCUAAUGUACAAUUUAAGUGCUCGUACUUGGUAUCGAUUCCUUGUUUGGAUGGCAUUCGGAUUGAGCACAUAUUUCUUGUUUAGCAUAAGAAAUAGUCGUGGAUAUUUAAGCCAAAGUGACCGGGAUGCUAAAAGCAAUGAACUUGAUGGACAGAAUAAUCGAAAUCAGCCCAUCAUUCAGGCUACUUCUAAUGACGAUAUUCAGAGCAAUCGCCUGAAUAAUUUAUAAACAUUAAAGAUAGAAUUAGUUUCUUAUCUAAAUUGUGAUCCUCAAAAUAAUAUCAAAAUUGUAUCUCUCUCUCUCUCUCUCUCUCUCUCUCUCUCUCUCUCUAUGUCUAAUCAUCGAUCUUAUCACCAUAAUUAACUUUCAUCUGUAAUAUUUCAUUGUAGUAAUUUGCAAAAGACCGCAAAAUAUUCUCAUUAAGAAAACAGGAAAAACACUCAAUACAAAUAAAAUGUCAAUCAUAUUUUUUGAUAAGUGAAA
Messenger RNA from Panonychus citri (citrus red mite), 2672 nucleotides. RefSeq names its product cationic amino acid transporter 2-like. Gene Ontology annotation, molecular function: amino acid transmembrane transporter activity. Lineage: Eukaryota; Metazoa; Arthropoda; Arachnida; Trombidiformes; Tetranychidae. Gene Ontology annotation, cellular component: plasma membrane. The transcript is spliced from 9 exons. The coding region runs from base 537 to 2417 and encodes 626 amino acids. Gene Ontology annotation, biological process: amino acid transport; transmembrane transport. The record is from RefSeq and is a predicted model, not a curated record.